AUGUCGACGAGAUGGUCUCCAAUAAAUAGGAAUAUCAUUAGUAGGUUCCAACAAUUAACUGGUGGUGGAUGCACAAAUAAGUUUGUUAGUUUUAAAAGUGAAAUUGACAGAAAAAUUGCUAAACUUGAUGAAAAGAAACCUAGUGAUUUCUGCCCAAAAUGUUUUGACUUAAGAACAAAAAUAAUUGACAAAGAUACAGAAUUUAAGGCAUGUUCCACUGGACAAUCAAACCAACUCACAUUAAUUGGAAUUUAUGAUAUAAAGGAUUUUAUAGACAAAUGUCCUACAGUACCUGAAUGUAUCCAAAAACUUUCACAACGUAAUAAGAAGCCCGUUGUAAAAAAACAGGGAUCAGAAAGAAAAUGUGUAAAAAAUAGUGAUUGUGAACCAAAAGUAUCAUCAACAGCAUCACAGACAGCUAGACAACCACCGAGAUCAGCUUCAAAAUCCCCUAGUACGAGAAUCACACAAGAGCAAAAACCACAAAAUCUAAGUGGACAACAUGAUAAUAUAGAAAUAUCAAAUGAAGGAGGCCCAGCUCUACAGACUAAACAGAACGUAAGGGAUCCCAGUAAAUCUAGUGAACUUGAAGGUGAAAUAUCUAAAAAUUCAGCUAAUGAUCAAUCGAAUACACAUGUACAAGCAGAAACUAAGACACGAGUUUCAUCUCCAGCUGCACCCGAAGCUAGAGAAACAAAUACACCUCUAACAGAUGAUUCAUCACAAAAGAGCUCUGAUCAACACCCUGAAUCAGGUAAUAUUUCUCAAGUAAGUGAUUUACAUAAAAAAACUGUUCAACAUAAUGUACCCGAUGGUCAGGGUUCAGGUGAUAGUACUCCCCGUGAGCAAACUCCUGUCGGGGAGUCCAUUGGAAACCAAGCUCAUAAUGAUAAAUCUGUCACUACAGGAAUUUCUGAUGGCUCUCCUCUUGUUCAAAUACCUCCUGUUAAUGGAGAAAAAGUUGAUGAAAAAUCUAAUUUGGGCACUGUUAGUAGGGAGGGUACUGAAAAUACAGCUGUUGAGGGUGUAGGUACUCCUAGUGAGGAUAUUCAUAGUUCAGCUUCUAGUGCUAUAACUACUAGCACUAUGGCACGUAAUGGUGAUCCUUUAAUUGAUACACCUCCUGAUGGAAAAGAUGCUAAACAUGCAAUUGCCAAAAGUAAAGGUGAUGAUAAUGAAGUUUCUGGUAGUAAAGCUUCUGAUGGUGAAGGAUCUAACCGUGGUGAUACCCAUACUGAAGGUAACAAAAAUAGAGCUGGUGUUGGUGGAGAUACUGAUAACAAAAAUCUUUGCAUUGGAGUUACUGAUAAUCAAUCAAGUAAUAAUGGCAAUCGUUGUAGUAAUGGACAAGGUAGUGAAUUAAUGGAUAAUAAUACUAAUGCACUAGGCAUAUUUAGUAAUAUAUUUCGUGUAAUGCAAGCCAAUAAAGAAAAUGUCAUAAAUACUUCAAUACCCGUAGGAAUUGUUCUGUUAUUGGGCCUUCUUUUUAAAUACACUCCUUUGUGGAGUUUUCUUACUAAGAGGAAAAGGAAGAAACAAUCGCAUAUGAACGAAAAGCUACAGAGGGUACUACAGCAACCUUCAAGUGGAAGUGAAACAAGAAGUAUCCCAUUUUCAUAUAGUGCUUUCGAGUAUUCAUCAGAGUGACCAUUAUUCAUAU
Molecule: messenger RNA, 1660 nt
Organism: Plasmodium vivax (malaria parasite P. vivax)
Lineage: Eukaryota; Apicomplexa; Aconoidasida; Haemosporida; Plasmodiidae
Product: variale surface protein Vir18-related
Exons: 2
Coding region: 1-1647 (548 amino acids)
Source: RefSeq, a predicted model, not a curated record